Poeciliopsis prolifica (blackstripe livebearer) is the source of this 925-nucleotide messenger RNA. RefSeq lists its product as uncharacterized. The transcript has 4 exons. The record is from RefSeq and is a predicted model, not a curated record. The coding region runs from base 188 to 925 and encodes 245 amino acids. Lineage: Eukaryota; Metazoa; Chordata; Actinopteri; Cyprinodontiformes; Poeciliidae.
CCCGUUUGGCUUUUCAUCAAUCUGCCGUUUCCUUUUUUCUCUGCUUGUUGUUUCUCUCCUCGCCCACGCCGUCCAGAGAUCCAGAACAAAGCGUCCUCGUUGUUGGGAGCGGCGCUCUCACAGGAAACCUGGACUGCUGGAUGUUUUCCAUUAAAAGCUCUGGGAAUAUUAUGAAAGCUCUUCUGUAAUGAGCAGCAGAGUUCAGUCCCUGGCUGCCGAUGCUGUUGGAGUCGCAGAGAGGAGGCAGAAACCGCUUUCAGGAACAUCAGGGCAGCUGCCUGGCAGAACCUUCUGCUGGUCUCUGGUUCUGCAGAACCCGACCGAGCCCAAUGCUCAGACAGAUGGAGAACGGCUUAACGGGGCCCCUGAAUUCACCUUCCUGUUUCUCCUCCCCAACAGAGAUGGAGUAGAAUCCAUACAAAAUGGCUUCCAUCCAGCUAAGAUGAGGAUUCACCGGGACGACGGACCACACCUGUACCCGAGGGCUUCAGAAGCUCCGGCCGACAUGAGGAGGAGAAGAUACCGGGUCGACACGCCACCAUCUGCCGCCCAAACCGAGAACCAGCAGCUAUCCAGAAAUAAAGGGGCACCUCGCUCUCCAAACGAGGAUUUCAGCAAGAGAUGCCAGAGACAUGGAAGUGACCUGUGGAUCACAGGAAGUGACCUGUGGAUCACAGGAAGUGACCUGUGGAUCACAAGAAGUGACCUGUGGAUCACAGGAAGUGACCUGUGGAUCACAGGAAGUGACCUGUGGAUCACAAGAAGUGACCUGUGGAUCACAGGAAAAAAACAACAACUGGCGUUCGGUCGCAUGGUAACGAAGGACAUGGCGCCUGCAGGCGGGGCGCCAUACCCCCCACCGCCAGCGGGCGGCACCCUGCCGCAGAGCCGAGUCGGCCGGGGGAAACGAGGCAACGAAGGUUAG